This is a messenger RNA of Colossoma macropomum (tambaqui), 1786 nucleotides long. It is a transcript of the gene gjd1a, whose product is annotated as gap junction protein delta 1a. The record is from RefSeq and is a predicted model, not a curated record. Lineage: Eukaryota; Metazoa; Chordata; Actinopteri; Characiformes; Serrasalmidae. Bases 863 to 1768 code for a protein of 301 amino acids. Gene Ontology annotation, biological process: cell communication. Gene Ontology annotation, cellular component: connexin complex. The transcript is spliced from 3 exons.
AGCACGCGUGCGGGCAGACGAAAGAGAAAGGAGGAGCCGAGCGGACGAAGAGGAGAGCAGAGGAGAGGAGGAAGAAUGAAGGUGUGAGCGCGCUCAGCAGUGCAGCACACAGGGAGCGAGGGAGGAGAGAAGGAUGGAUGAAUAGACGGACGAAAAAAAGAGACGGUCUCUGUGCUGCGGUCAUGGCAACAGCAUCCUCUCACGUCCGGACGUAACCGCGGCAACCCGCUGCUGCUGAUGCUGCUCCUGCAGCUUCUGUAGCUCCUGCAGCUUCAGUGCUAUGAGACUGAGAGGUCUGCCUCGUCGCCCUCGAGUGAGGGAGGAGGGGUCAGAUAGGUGCAGUGCUGCUGUUGGGGGUGUGUGUGCAGCAAGACAGGUGCAAUGAUGCAAAGAGGAAAGAGGGAGAAGAUGAAGAAGGAGUGAAGGAGGGCGAAAGAAAACGAGUGACAGUUACAGUCAAUGGGAUCGCGAGCGUUUCCGUGUGCGUAAGAGACGAUCAGGGCGUAAGCUUCGCCGUCGUCCGUUUCCUCACCGGAGAAGCCAAUAGAGAUAAAGAAGAAGGAGUGAAAGAGAAAACGAGAGGAGAGAAAGGAGUGCGUGUGAGAAAGAGAGACAGAGAAUCGGCGCUUGCACGUGUGAACGGAUAGACUUCGUUAGCAUUAGCUGCUUUUUUUUUUGCCACAGAAGCUGCAUUCGCUCGAAUCGCGCAGCAGGGUCGAGCCAGGGGUCGCUAGGGGUGGCGGUCUCGGGGACAGAGGUCAGAGGUCAGCGGUGUUGACCCCAGAGUGGGUCGUCACGGCGGUCGUUCGGCACGGAGGCGCGCAGCAGCAGUGUGUGUGAGAGAGACGGGAGGAGGGCCACCAUGGGGGAGUGGACUAUACUGGAGAGACUGCUGGAGGCUGCUGUUCAACAGCACUCCACUAUGAUCGGCAGGAUCCUGCUGACGGUGGUGGUGAUUUUCCGGAUCCUGAUCGUGGGCAUUGUGGGGGAGAAGGUAUAUGAGGACGAGCAGAUGAUGUUUAUAUGCAACACGUUGCAACCAGGCUGCAACCAGGCCUGCUACGACAAGGCCUUCCCCAUCUCGCACAUCCGUUACUGGGUAUUCCAGAUCAUUCUGGUGUGCACGCCUAGCCUCUGCUUCAUCACCUACUCUGUGCACCAGUCGGCCAAGCAGAAGGACCGGCAGUACACCUUCCUGCAUGGACCCUACAUCGACCACGGCCACGGCCCGAGCCGAAAACUCAGAAACCUAAACGGCAUCCUGGUACACCCAGACCCCAAAGAUGAGCAUGAAUGCCUGGAGACCAAGGAGAUCCCCAAUGCACCUCGUGGCCUCACACACGCUUCCACCAAGAGCGCUAAGACGAGGCGGCAGGAUGGCAUCUCACGCUUCUACGUCAUCCAGGUGGUGUUCCGGAAUGCGCUGGAGAUCGGAUUCCUGGCCGGCCAGUACUUCCUGUAUGGCUUCAACGUGCCGGCCAUGUUCGAGUGUGACCGCUACCCAUGUGUGAAGGAGGUGGAGUGCUACGUGUCACGACCCACUGAGAAGACCGUCUUCCUCGUCUUCAUGUUCGCCGUCAGCGGCAUCUGCGUGGUUCUCAACCUGGCCGAACUGAACCACCUGGGCUGGAGGAAGAUCAAGACGGCCAUCCGUGGCGUCCAGGCGCGCCGCAAGUCCGUCUGCGAGGUGCGCAAGAAGGACCUCUUACACCUGUCCUCGCUGCCUAACCUGGGCCGCACGCAAUCCAGCGAGUCAGCCUACGUCUGACGGCGGGUCGGGGAGGGG